Molecule: messenger RNA, 1167 nt
Organism: Closterium sp. Naga37s-1
Lineage: Eukaryota; Viridiplantae; Streptophyta; Zygnematophyceae; Desmidiales; Closteriaceae
Source: the annotation of a GenBank genome assembly
AUGAGGGACCCCAAAUACGCCAAGUACACCAACAAGGACCUCUGGGUGCCGCUCGGCUUCAUGCUCCUCGGGAUUGUCGCCGUGCUGGUCGGAUUUUCCGUGAUGCUAGCAGGGGGCAUACAGCUGAGGAACCGAGUGCACAAGGUGACGGAUUUUAUCACACAGACAGCUGACUUCACGGCCAACACUGUCUAUAACAUGACCCGCAUCGUUGAGACGAGCUCCUCGAUCCAAAUCACCAACACUGUCAUCCCAGCUGACAAGAAGGUGGACAUUCAGAACAAGGCAAGGGUGGCCAAUGAGACAGCCACGGAGCUGCAGGCAAAGACGGCGGAUGGCAUCGUCAUUAUCAACGACGCACUGCGAGUAGUCACGAUCACCUUCUCAAUCAUCGGAUGCAUCAUCACUGUUCUCUGCAUAUUCGCCCUCCUGUUCUGUCUUCUCAAAUGGGUUGUUGCUUCCAACGUCAUCAUCACUAUAAUAUGGGUGGUGGUUUUCUUCACAUGGUGCACCACUGCUGGUUUAAUCAUUGCAUAUCUGGUGAACGGCGAUACAAGCGUCGCAUUACAAGAGGUGGAGCAGUCCCCCACUAUCAGCAGCGCCAUGGACAAAUACCUCCACUGCAUUCCCAGCGACAAGCUCAUGAACGCCACACGCUACGCGCGCUACACCGCCGCCACCGUGCUCACCACGGCCAACACCUCUGUUGCCACCAACGCACCCUCGAUCUUUGAAUUUCUCCAUGCCCCGGGCGGCAUCUGUGUGCCGUACGGCCCGCCGCCCGAUUACACGCGCGACAUGAGCUACUGCGGUGAAGGCACCAUCACCUUCCAGCAGCUCGUGAAUGGGCUGGCAACAACGGCCAACAGCAGCACGGUGGUGCCAGAGGCCGUGAAGAACGAUCUCACAGCCACCGCCACAACGCUCUCACUCCUCGAAUCCACCAUCCCCAACGUGCUCGUGCUCGUCAACUGCUCCUAUGUUGCUGAAAUCGCCCAGUUUGCAUUGGACGAGGCGCAGGCGAUGGUAACGGAUUUCCAGAUGCUCUGGAUUGGCUUCCUGGUCAUCACUAUCGCCUGCAUGAUGCAGGCCCUCUCCAUGCCUAUCUAUGUCUUCCGAGCCGUCAGGAUCGGAAACAGGCUCGGCGACGACGAAGCUGAGGGGUAA